UUUAUCAAAUUUUCUCCUCCCCCUGUCUGUCUCUUUCUCUCCGAAAUGCCGUCUCACUGUCUCUUCUUUCCCACCCACACUCACACACAAACCCUCCUCUUCUCUCCUUGGACUUCCACUCUCUCUCCCCUCUCCAUUUCCAGAACUCGCCUUCUCUCUCUCUCCGCUUCUCGAGGCUCCUUGAACCGCCUCUUCUCUCUCUCUCACCGUCCCUCCUUCUCCAUGGCCGCCUCCGAUCCCAAUCUCUGCAAUGGCUUCGUCAAUUCUCUUUCCCAGCAGCUCGAUGAUUCUGAACUCGAUCGCUUCGCCGAUGUCGCCAAUGCCGUCGCCGACGCCUCCGGAGUUGUCCUUCGCAACUACUUCCGUAGCAAGUUCGAGAUUCUCGAUAAGGAAGAUUUCAGCCCUGUAAGUAUUGCAGAUAAAACAGCGGAGGAAUCAAUGGUAUCAAUCAUAUUGGAGAAUUUUCCAUCUCAUGCUAUCUAUGGGGAAGAGAAUGGAUGGAGGUGCAGAGAGGAGGAGGCGGACUAUGUAUGGGUUUUGGACCCAAUCGAUGGGACAAAGAGUUUUAUAACUGGAAAACCUGUCUUUGGUACUCUCAUUGCUCUGCUACAUAAGGAUAAACCUAUUCUUGGCGUUAUUGAUCAGCCUGUCUUAAGAGAAAGAUGGAUUGGGCUAAGUGGAAGAAAAACCACAUUGAAUGGACAAGAAGCGUCUACACGCUCUUGUGCAAAUCUCUCACAAGCCUAUCUGUAUACUACAAGUCCCCAUCUAUUCAGCGAAAAGGCAAAAGAAGCAUUUGUUCGUGUGAGAAAUAAGGUGUGUUUACAUCUGCUAUUUGAAGGAAGACCGUUGCAUGAUAUUAGGAAAUAUGCCAAUAUCAUUUACAUAUAUAGCGUGAGAUAUACAAAAUAAA
Molecule: messenger RNA, 913 nt
Organism: Morus notabilis
Lineage: Eukaryota; Viridiplantae; Streptophyta; Magnoliopsida; Rosales; Moraceae
Product: bifunctional phosphatase IMPL2, chloroplastic
Exons: 6
Coding region: 46-912 (288 amino acids)
Biological process (GO): L-histidine biosynthetic process
Molecular function (GO): phosphoric ester hydrolase activity
Source: RefSeq, a predicted model, not a curated record